This is a messenger RNA of Mus caroli (Ryukyu mouse), 4845 nucleotides long. It is a transcript of the gene Diras2, whose product is annotated as DIRAS family GTPase 2. Gene Ontology annotation, molecular function: GTPase activity; GTP binding. Gene Ontology annotation, cellular component: membrane. Gene Ontology annotation, biological process: signal transduction. The record is from RefSeq and is a predicted model, not a curated record. NCBI's taxonomy places the organism in Eukaryota, Metazoa, Chordata, Mammalia, Rodentia, Muridae.
GACUGUGGGCUAGACCAUUCCUGGGUACGGGAUCCUGGACUAUAUACAUUGAUCUGGGUAGCAGCGUGCUUCCACAGUCGUCUAAGUUCUGAUUACCAAUGCGAUGUGAUCAGCCAUUUCAAGAUUUUUUUUUUCCUGCUUUGCUUUUUUACUAUGAACUAUGAGCCAGAGCAAACCCAGUUUUCCUUAGCUUGUUUUUGUCACAGCUGCAGGAACAGAAACCAAGACCUUGCCCAGUGACCAAGUCUUAUUGUGUGGUAAGGUAGUGAUUAAGUUCACUAGGGUAGGAGCAUAGUUUUAAACACAAGAAUCCACUGUCCUUUCAACGGAAUGAUUUUUGAUUCAUUUAAUUUUCAGAAAAUUCUAGUCUCUUGUCAUCUAUUCCAGAAGCUUUCGGUAGAGGGCGGCUAAAGGCUCCCGGUGAAAAGCAGGCGCCAUUGGAGCCUCAGUGGCCACCGCAACCAGCAACCACUGUGCUUGCAGAAGCUUGGGGAGGGUGGAGCCGGAGGCCGGGAGGCUAGAGCCAGAGAGCACCGCGUGGGAGGACUGCACAGGGCCAGGCGCGCGUGCGGGCGGUGCAGGGAGCGGUGCUGGAGGUUGCGAGGCUGUGCAGAGAGCUCCGGCGGGUGCAUAAGGCAGAGAGGGGGCAGGACAGGGGCAGGACGUUGCAUUGGGCGUUGCACUGGAGGUGCAGGGCUCUGGACAUUGCACUGGGGGUGCAGUGCACAGGGCGGUGCGGGGCGCAGGGCAGCUGACAGCGUCAUCAGGCGGGAGCAGCGCGCGCUCCGCCUCAGCAGCCACCGCAUCGCGCAGCGCACAGCAGGUCCCGGAGCUGUGCCUGGAGACCUGCGGCUCUGAGCCGGCUCUCCCCAGGUAUCUCCUGGUCAGUAGCUGGAGUUCUGAAGCAACAUGCCGGAACAGAGCAACGACUACCGGGUGGCGGUGUUUGGGGCAGGUGGUGUUGGCAAGAGCUCCCUCGUUUUGAGGUUUGUGAAAGGGACCUUCAGGGAGAGCUACAUCCCGACUGUGGAAGACACCUACCGGCAGGUGAUCAGCUGUGACAAGAGCAUAUGCACGCUGCAGAUCACCGACACCACCGGGAGCCACCAGUUUCCGGCCAUGCAGCGGCUGUCCAUCUCCAAAGGCCACGCCUUCAUCCUGGUCUACUCCAUCACCAGCCGGCAGUCCCUGGAGGAACUCAAGCCCAUCUAUGAGCAGAUCUGCGAGAUCAAGGGGGAUGUGGAGAGCAUCCCCAUCAUGCUGGUGGGUAACAAGUGUGAUGAGAGCCCCAACCGCGAGGUCCAGAGCAGCGAGGCAGAGGCCCUAGCCCGCACGUGGAAGUGCGCCUUCAUGGAGACGUCCGCCAAGCUCAACCACAACGUGAAGGAACUCUUUCAGGAACUCCUCAACCUGGAGAAGCGCAGGACCGUGAGCCUCCAGAUCGACGGCAAGAAGAGCAAGCAGCAGAAGAGGAAGGAGAAGCUCAAGGGCAAGUGCGUGGUCAUGUGAGAGGCCUUUGUGCAGGAGCUGCUGCUCUCAGGGCCUCUCUCUUCCUCCCCUCUGUGAAUCCCCACUGUCGUCAGGGCAGCAUGUCUGAUGCCCGUGUGUUAAACAUUGCAUUUGGCUGCGACACACCCUGCAAUGUCCUUCAGAGGCAUUCCACACACCCCACUAGCCCACCCCCCUCAGGAGAUGCAGAACCUGGGAUGCAUCUUAGCAUCCCAGGCAGCCGAGGCCAGUCCUGAGUGGGCUUUAGCCAUUUGAAGAUGAGGGGACUCAGAGCUGUGAACACAGGAGAGUACUGUGUGAUGCAUGUGACAGCAGGUUAGCCCAUGUGACAGCAGGUUAGACCAUGGCUACCGGUACCAUCCCGCAUCAGGCAGCUUAGUUCAGAAGUCACUAACGUCUUUGGGGGAGGAGUAGGCAGGCAGUCGAAGGAGGUGAGAAACCAGUUGGUCCAACAUGGACCUGUGGAUCCCGUCCAUCACCCGUGAGUGGAUUUUUAGUGGGAUUAAAGACAAAAAUACCAUAACCCCCAUCUAAGCGAUACUCAUGCUAUUCCUACUGACACACACUGAGGGAUUGACCCCCUCUUUCUCAAAGCCUUCUUAGUAAGCACCGGGUCAACCUGUUAGGAGUAUACCCUUCAUAUGUAAUGCCAAGGCCACUUGUGGCAUGAUGCUGUGUCAGAACUUCUUCAGUUGAGUCAGGACAUUGUGACAUCAUGUAAACAUUGCAAUAACCACCCUGUGUGUGUGUGUGUGUCUCCCCUAAACUUUGAGGGUUCUAGAAAUGUGAACUAACUUUCUUCAGACCUUUGAGGGUUGCCACUUCUUCCAGCCCUCUGAUUUUUAAAUAAAAGGAAAUAAAGUAGGCGUGUUUUUAGACUCCCUCUUCCCCUCCCCCAAGAUGGUUUUCCUGUCUUAAAUAACUCAAUGAGUACCCAGCUGGGAACCAGCCAACCAAGAGCAUCUAAUAACCAGAAGCACAUCCAUUUUUUUCUAAAUGACGUGAGCAUGUAGAUGCUAUGCGUUGCACCUUAAUGAAAUACUUUGAAACAGACGUCGUUCACUGUGUUUUUAACGAUUUACCUACAUCAGAAGUAGAUUGCUAGAAAAUACAUCUAAUUCGUAGUAAAUCUUCUCCUCGUUCCUUGCUAAAUGCUCUUAAGAGUUCCUCAGAGCAGCGUGCAUCCCAGACACAAUCCUCUCCUAAGGACUUUUGAGUGCACCCCGUAUUCUUCAGAAGGAAUCAUAGCUACUGCUUGAGGGAUCAGUGGCCACAGUGGCUGCAGAUAGGUUGGGCUAAUCUCUCUUUCCUGGGCACAGUGCCCACGGCUUAGUGUAAUUUGCCUGCCAUCCUGGAGUCCAGCUGGAUUUUGAUUCUUGGAAAUUCUUACUUCCAUAGUCAAUGAGAAGGCUGGUCUUGGGUGCCAGCUUGACCAUUCUCUAAGCCAUCUUACCACUAACCAGUCCACAGGUAGAGGAGGCUGUAGCACUGUGUGAGCCUAUACAGUACUCUCAUGGCCAGCAGGCAUGGCCAGCGGGCAGAGGUCCCAAUGCUGGGGUGUUUUGGUCAGCCUCUUUCUUGCUCCACCAAAGCCUCCGAAGCACACUGUGUUCAAACACUCUUGCUUCCUUCAGACCUCUAUAAUUCAGUCUGGCCCUCUCUGCUCUGCCAAUCAUAACUCACCCUGGUGAUGUGCUGAGGGCCAGGGAGUUCCCUCAGAAAACUGUAUGCCUCAGCAAUCUUACCAUCUCCUUAGACCUCUAGAACAAAACCCUUGGGGUUACCUGGGCAAGCAGCCACACUGAGAAAUGAGGAAACCCAGGAACCAAGCAAGAAGAGCUUGGAGCCCUUGUGCCCCAUCCAAACCCACUCUGAGUCUCUUCUAUCUUCCCCAUUUGUUUCCAGUGGCCAUUCUCUAUCACAGUGAGAUGGAGUUAUGGAAUUUUCUAGAAUGUCUUCAAUUUGUUGUUCCAUUUCUCCUUUCAGAGAAAACAUAUCACCUUGUCAUUUAGAUUUGGGGAAAAGCGAGGGAAAGACCACUGCUCUGUGGAUGAUGUGACACAUGUUAUCUACACAUCAUAUAGAAUAUAUAUAUAUAUAUAUAUACAUAUAUAUAUACACACACACAUAUAUAUAUAUAUAUAUAUAUAUAUAUAUAUUUAUAUUUAUGGCCAUCCCUUUGCAGUAAAAUCCUGUCUGUCCUACCGACUGUCAUCGUGCUUCAGACACAAGCAUUGUGCCCCAUGCUUCCCUAUUUCCAGUGACCGCACAUCAGGGUUCUUUCAGCCCUGUAUGUCAGCUUCCAUAUUCCUAAGUGUUUCAGUCUUCAUUGACAAGAGGAUUUGCUACAGCUCCAUCCACAGUCUUUGCUCCUCUCUAUGCUGGCUGUGAGUUUAGAGGGUGGGAGGGAGGUUGGUGAAGCCUCCCUCCUUGGGCUUCAUUCUGACACUACCUUCUAUAGAUUGAGCCAAACAUUGGGUAGCUAUCUUAACAUCGCCUUUGGCAAACUUCCCUCUGACUCAAGGGCUGAGGACACAGUACUAUCGGGCCAGUGGCUUUCAGCUUUGCUUUGGUCCCAGCCCAAGUCAUGACGCUGAGACUCUUGGUAAUACCCUACAUUGCACAUGGGACUGGAAACUUCUGACCCAGCCUCAGCUCAUUAUAAAACUUGAAAACUUGCUUUGAAGAUGGCACUCUGGGGUUAAGCACGGGACUCCAUGAGAUCCCUAAUCCCCAUUGGUCCCCUCUCCAUUCAGUGACAAGCCAUGGGCACGCAUCUAAUGCAUCAAGUCCAACACAAGAGCAAUAUCCAAUUGUCCACUAGAUCUAAAAUUAUAUAUAUAUAUAUUAUGUAAUUUAUCUUCCUGCACUUUUAAAGCAUAAAGUAGUAAAUUGUACAUAUAUAAAUCUCUAUAUAUCAAUACGCUAGUAUAUUGGUUUCACUCUUUGUAACAUUCUUUGUAGAAGAAGAUGUACUAAAUAUUUUAAAAUUGCGCUGUGAUAUUCCUCCCUACCCCAAGUUUGUAACGUGUCGCUCCUACUCAAGCUGUUUGGAAACACCCAAAGCCAAAGGGGCAUAUGGAACUCCUACAGGAAGGACACCUCCUGGGAUUCAGUGGCUCACAAAGACCUUGUGUCAUUCAAGCAUCUGUGAUCAGAGUGAUCAUUGGCCUGUGAGACGCCGGCACAUGCUUCCACUGCAGCCCUUGCUGUUCCGGUUCCAUUUCUGGGUGUGUCUGACGUACUCUGUGGUUACGAGGAUCACCUUGUAUAAGGUUCUAGCGGCAGCGAUGGCCCCAGUCCACGGAACCAGUACAAUAAAGCUCAGUUACAGCA